GGCGGCUGGCGGGCCGCGGGCGGGCGGGCGGCGGGGCCGGGCCGGCGCCGGGGCCCGCCACGAUGCCCCGGCGGAAGCAGAGCCACCCGCAGCCGGUGAAGGGUGAGUGCGCGGCGGGCCCGGGGGGCGGCGGCGGCGGCGGCCCGGCGGGGACCCGCGGCGCUCGGAGCGCCGCAGCGGACGCCGAAGAUGGCACCGAGGAGACGGCAAGAGCGGCGGUGGUGCUGCCCGGGGACCUGCUGCUGGGCCGUGGCCCGGCCUCCGAGAAGGGACCGCCAGCAGACACACUGGUGGGGAAGAUCGCAAUUCCAGCGUACGCCCUGAGCGACGACGACUGCUCCUCUGGGUACCAGCAGCUGAGCGUGGAGAGUGACCCCGAGGAGGGGGGCGAGCCUGGCCCUGCGGCGCUGCCCUGCCGCCAGUGCGGGCUGCAGCUGGCUGCCAGCCUGGGCCAGAGCUGCCUGCAGUGCGCCGGCGCCGAGGGCGGCCGCAGCCAGCGCAUCGUCUACUCCUGCCAGCUCUGCCCCUUCGCCUCCCACUACUCCAGCCACCUCAAGCGCCACAUGAAGACACACAACGGGGAGAAGCCUUUCGCCUGCCCGCAGUGUGCCUACGCCUCUGCCCAGCUGGUGAACCUGACCCGGCACCUGCGCACGCACACCGGGGAGAAGCCGUACCGCUGCACGUGCUGCAGCUUCGCCUGCAGCAGCCUGGGCAACCUCAAACGCCACGAGCGGGUCCACAGCCAGGACAAGCCCUUCCAGUGUGCUGCCUGCGACUACCGCUGCAACCAGAGCCGCAACCUGAAGCGGCACAUGCUCAGCCACCGCCUGCCUGAGGGCGAGGGGCCACACCGGCGGGACAAGGACCCAGAGCCACUGCUGCCGGAGCUGAGCCUGCACGUGGGCAGCGGCAGCGGCGCCUUCCUGCCAGGCUGCGCGCGGCUGCGGGGCGAGGAGGCAGCCGCGCUGCCCGAGCUGCUCUUCCCCUUCACGUGCCGCAUGUGCGGGCUGGUGCUGGACGACGGCUUCGCGCAGGACGAGGGCCUGGCCGAGCAGGUCUGCGGGCGCUGCAGCCUGGCGGUGCUGGGCACCGAGCCGGGUGCCAGCCCCCGGAAGGGCACUGGGGACAAGGGCUUUGCCUGCAGCCUCUGCCCCUUCGUCACCCACUACCCCAACCACUUGGCGCGGCACAUGAAGACGCACAGCGGGGAGAAGCCCUUCGCCUGCCCGCUCUGCCCUUACGCCUCCGCCCACCUGGACAACCUGAAGCGGCACCAGCGCGUGCACACAGGCGAGAAGCCCUACAAGUGCCAGCUCUGCGACUAUGCCUGCGGCAACCUGGCCAACCUCAAGCGUCACGGGCGCAUCCACUCAGGCGACAAGCCCUUCCAGUGCAGCCUCUGCAGCUACAGUUGCAACCAGAGCAUGAACCUGAAGCGGCACAUGCUGCGGCAUACGGGCGAGAAGCCCUUCCAGUGCCGGGACUGCUCCUACACCACUGGUCACUGGGACAACUACAAGCGCCACCAGAAGAUCCACGGCCACACAGCCGAGAGCUGGGUGAACCCGCGCAAUGCCAAAGCCCUCCUGGCCCCCCCAGCCGUGGGCACGGCCCUGCCCUGAGACAGCACUUAGCCCGGCAGUGGGCCUGGGGUGCCGCGGUGCCUGCCCUCCCUGGGGGAGGGAGGACAGGCGGGCAACUCUCGGGGGCUUAGGGCUGCCUUACACCAGGCCCAGAGGCGCACUGGGGCCUCCAGCAGCCCCGUCCUGCCUGGGCAGGGUGAAGUCACGACCGGCAGCUCUGACCCCUCUCCGUGUGGCAGCACCGCCAUGUCCCCAGCCACCCCACCUGCCUGUUUCUGCCUGCCGGAGCCUUCCUCUGCCGGGGUUUGGGGAAAAGGGGGGAGGGGGGAACAGGACUGGUUCCAUGGCUGCUGCCGUGCUGGUCGGUGUAAUUUAUAUUGUGUAUAAAAGCAUUAAACAGUCAGUUUUGUUAUCUGCUCUUCA
This is a messenger RNA of Passer domesticus (house sparrow), 2009 nucleotides long. RefSeq names its product zinc finger protein 513 (gene ZNF513). The record is from RefSeq and is a predicted model, not a curated record. Lineage: Eukaryota; Metazoa; Chordata; Aves; Passeriformes; Passeridae. Gene Ontology annotation, molecular function: DNA-binding transcription factor activity, RNA polymerase II-specific; RNA polymerase II transcription regulatory region sequence-specific DNA binding. The transcript has 3 exons. Gene Ontology annotation, cellular component: nucleus. Bases 63 to 1625 code for a protein of 520 amino acids. Gene Ontology annotation, biological process: regulation of transcription by RNA polymerase II.